GAACCUCUCUGCUCUCUGCCCGACACUUUCCAAGCUCUCGUCCCGAGAUAGUUAAGAAGAGUGCGCUAAAUAUCAACAUUGUACAUAAACCAGGGAAUGAUUUCUAUGUGUUUCUCCAUACAACCGCUCGCGGAACUCGGCUUCAUCUUCGAUUGAUUGAGCCCGUAGGGGAUCAUCAGGGCCAAGAUGGCCUCAUCUAUGACCCGCAUACAAACGACCUCUUAUAGCAAAUUCGAAGACUUCCAGUAUAAGUACUUUUUAUCGAUAUGCGCAGCAUCGAUAGCGGAGACAGUGACAUACCCCCUGGACAUAGUCAAGACCCGUCUCCAAGUCCAGGGCGAGGAUCUGGCGAGAGGCAUACGGACGAAGAAGCCGAAGGGGUUCUUCAGCAUCGCCAUGGGGAUUAUCCGGAAGGAGGGCGUGGUCCAGUUAUGGCGCGGAAUCCCCCCAGCCAUCUAUCGUCACUUCAUCUACAGCGGGUGUCGAAUGACAAUCUACGAAGGGGUUCGGGAUGUCUACCUCGCCGAUCAGAAAUCCAAUCAAGUGUUGAAAAGUCUUUGCGUGGGAGUCUUCGCCGGAGGUCUGGGACAGUUCCUCGCCAGUCCCGUAGAUCUUGUCAAAGUCCGCAUGCAGAUGGAAGGUCGUAGACUUCUCCAGGGCCUUCCCCCCAGAGUCACGAGUACUUCGCAAGCGUUGCGAGACAUCAUCAAGGAAGGCGGGGUGCGCGGACUUUGGAAGGGCUGGGCACCGAAUGUCUAUCGAGCCGCCCUCGUCAACCUCGGAGACCUGACGACAUAUGAUCGGGCGAAACGUUUCAUUCUUGCCAACACCACUCUCGAGGACAACUAUGUCAGCCACUCAUUAGCAUCCUGUUGCUCAGGUUUUGUUGCGGCGAUCCUGGGCACGCCGGCGGACGUCAUACGAACCAGAGUCAUGAACCAGCCGACAGACGAAAGGGGCGCCGGUACGCUGUACAAGUCGUCGACAGAUUGUUUAGUGAAGACGUUCCGAAAAGAAGGCUUUUUCGCACUUUACAAAGGAUUCUUCCCCAUCUGGGCGAGGAUGGCACCCUGGUCUUUCACGUUCUGGGUUUCUUAUGAGGAACUCCGUCGAAUAGCUGGAGUAAAAAGUUUCUGA
Molecule: messenger RNA, 1137 nt
Organism: Galendromus occidentalis (western predatory mite)
Lineage: Eukaryota; Metazoa; Arthropoda; Arachnida; Mesostigmata; Phytoseiidae
Product: mitochondrial uncoupling protein 4
Exons: 3
Coding region: 187-1137 (316 amino acids)
Biological process (GO): transmembrane transport
Source: RefSeq, a predicted model, not a curated record